AUGCCGUGUAGAGCGCGUCAAUUAGACUACCACCCCGCACCCCCCGGGGUCAACACGUGGCCACUUUCCUCGGCCGUUACCCCCUCCAUUCCCCCUCCCUCAAGCCACUUAGACCACCCACGGCCCAGCGGGGUUCCGCGCAGUGGGACGCGGGACGCGCACACUCGGAGGGUCAAGGGGCUCAUCCUUGGAUUGAUCGGGCAAUGUAGCUAG
Molecule: messenger RNA, 213 nt
Organism: Mesocestoides corti
Lineage: Eukaryota; Metazoa; Platyhelminthes; Cestoda; Cyclophyllidea; Mesocestoididae
Source: the annotation of a GenBank genome assembly